Molecule: messenger RNA, 723 nt
Organism: Colletotrichum orchidophilum
Lineage: Eukaryota; Fungi; Ascomycota; Sordariomycetes; Glomerellales; Glomerellaceae
Exons: 1
Coding region: 1-723 (240 amino acids)
Source: RefSeq, a predicted model, not a curated record
AUGGCCACCCGCCGGUGGUACCUCGAGACCUCCCCGGACGGCAAAUACCAGUUCGUCUCCCUCAAGCGCUCUCGUUCUCAUCACCACUACGACCGCCACCAUCACCACCGCCAUCACCAUGAACAGCCAGCCCCGGUACCGGCACCGGCACCGACGCCAGUGCCACCAGUCCACCACUGCUGCCGCGACGACUGCGCGCACAUCACCGCACCAGAAUGGAACGACCUCGUAGAUCGCGAACGCAAGCUCCGCGAGGCAAACGACCUCCUCAAUCGCGAAAACUACACUCUAAAAUGCAGCCUCCAGGCCUCCGACGUCGAAGGGCAUCGCCUCUCCGCGCUCCUCAUCUCGUCGCAGGCAGAGAACCAGCUCCUCCGCGAAGACAACGCCAGCCUGCGCCGCACGAUGGAGAGCUCGGGCGGCAACGCGGCAAAAUACCUGCGCGAGGUCGAGAGGUUGAAGCAUAAGCUGGCAAAAGUGGAGAGGGAGCUGGCGGCGAGGUUGCGGCAUGGUUUGCACCAUCACGGGCAUGGGGUGGCGGAGCGGAUCGAGGAGCUCAAGAGGAUUGUGCACGCGUGGGAGGGCAAGUUUGAUGUUGUCGAGGAUCAGAAUCAGAGGUUGAGAAGGGACGUUGACGCGCAGCGCCGCGUUAUUGCGAGCCGGGAUGAGAGGAUUCGCGAGUAUGAGCGCGUCUUACGUCGUCAUGGCUUUUAUACGGUAUGA